This is a messenger RNA of Cyprinodon tularosa, 458 nucleotides long. RefSeq lists its product as uncharacterized. The transcript is spliced from 3 exons. The record is from RefSeq and is a predicted model, not a curated record. Lineage: Eukaryota; Metazoa; Chordata; Actinopteri; Cyprinodontiformes; Cyprinodontidae. Bases 7 to 441 code for a protein of 144 amino acids.
GGCGCUAUGAACCGGAGCAAGGCUGCCUGUAAGACGUAUUAUGAGACGGUACACAGGAGCUUCAGAUAUACGCAGCCAGAGAACACGUUGCGGGCGGAAGCUGCCAAGCAUUCAGCUCGGAGUCGAGCUAGAAGAAAGAGGCUGCUGGAAUCGAGGCAGAGUGUGCUAGCUCAUGAGGAAGUGGAACUCUGGAAGUCCGCCACCGUCGACCUCAUGUCUGACGAAGAAGAUGGCAUCGUUGGCGGAUGGAUUGUACGGCCGCCGUCAUUUCGUAGGCCGGAUCUCUCUGAACUCUGUGUUAAGCUGCAGUCCCGGUUAGAGGCGACGCCGAAGUACAGAGCUACGCACAGUAGGCGUCUGCACAUCGGACCUGCCUCGGAGAGAAUGCUGCCAGUUACGUCCAACCCCGAGGAGGCAAACGGACAGUUCACGGAGUUGUAAUUUUUGGAUACGCAUGU